AUGGCCCCGGUCAAUAAGUGGCAACAGGAAGCCCCUGACGACAAGAUCAUUAGAUGCUCUUCCAGAGCGGCAUCAAGUUCGUUUACUUCUGGGGGGAAAUGGACUCAAACGACCAAGAGCUGUGGUGCCCAUGGCUUGAACCUGACCGCUGCCAACCGGGCCAUUGUCUUCGACCACUGGUGGCACGAGGGCUUAGAAUGUCAGGCCUUCGCGCGCAUCCAUCGGAUUGGCCAAACAAAAACAGUUCACACUAUAAAAUUAGUUGCCGCGGGAUCGAUGGACGAGACCAUACUAGGGAUGCAAGCGAGGAAGCGGGAGACCAUCGGGUUGGCCGUGGGGGAUGGUACCGCGCGCCCGACGCACGUCGAGGAUGGGGCCAUCGACCAGGAGAUGCUCGACCUGACUAGGUUGGACGACAUUGACGAAGAGAGCGAGGUAGAUGGAGGGAGCGAUGAUGACAGCAGUAGCGACACCGACGCCGACAGCGCGGAUAACUUGAGUGGCGAUGAGGGCGAGGAUGAAGACGACAGCGAUUACGAGGGAGCUUCCGACACAGAUGCUGCCAUUUUGAGCUUCGGCGGGCUUAAAACCCGAUCUGGCACAUCUGGAGAAGCGCAGUAUGAGGAGAGCGAGGACGACAUGGACCUGGGGGAUAAGUGA
Molecule: messenger RNA, 660 nt
Organism: Chaetomium globosum CBS 148.51
Lineage: Eukaryota; Fungi; Ascomycota; Sordariomycetes; Sordariales; Chaetomiaceae
Exons: 4
Coding region: 1-660 (219 amino acids)
Source: RefSeq, a predicted model, not a curated record